AAUAGUGUAUGGUUUGAAGACUGAGUCUAUUAGUAGCACGAUUUUACUUUUAUUGGAUUAGAAUUUAGUGAAAAUCGGAUUUUUAUAUUACCAAGAAUUGCAGUUAGACCAACGGAUUGUAAUAAUAGAAACAAUAGUCCAUUUAGUCAUCAAAUUAGGAUAUUUUUUUCGUUCGGUACCUGUUUAUUUUAGGUUAUAGUGAAGUUUCCCCAUAAUGAAAUGGCAGAGACAGAGCCUUCACCGACUGGGAGUGCCCGCCUGCCACCACUGACAAAUCAGUUUCCUCAGUGGAGCAGAACUACCCCUCUCGCAGCACUUCCUUCUUGCUCCGAUGGAAUUCCAGGUUUUCUCAGGGUUACCAAGAAAUGCGGGGGAGAGGUGGUGGUGGGACGCUCAGAAGGUCUGCUGCUGCCCUCCAUGUCAGCUGAUCCUCUCUUGCACAUUGCCCAGUUGGAACAGAAUAUUCGCUGGCUUCACGAACAACACCAGCUGAUGCUCUCGUCUUUGCAUCAGGAAGUCGAGGUUCUUCGCCAGCGGAACAGGGAUCUACAAUUCCAGUUGGUCUUCAGCAAAGGCGGCAUCACAAUUUCACACUCCAGUUCCGAUUCAUCGCCUGAGGAAAAGCAUAAAUUUGUACUCAGCCCCAAGGAAUGCAACACACGGACACUACAGGUGGAGAUGCUGGAUCGGGAAGUGACAGAGCUGAAAGCAGCCUUGGCCGAGGCAAAUGCCAACAACACAUCCCUCAACAGCCUUGUUGAGCAACAGAAAAAACAGGUGAUGGCUCUGGAGGCUCGUGCUGUUGAGGUAGACAAUGAAGCUAAAUUGGAAGACGCAGAGAGACUUAUUCGUAGGUUACGACGUGACAAUGAAGAUCAAAGAAAAGAGAUAGCAGCGUUGCGGGCAGCAAUGAACAAGAACAGUUCAGGUGGAGGUGGUAGUGGUGGUGGCAGACACUCGGGUGGGCGACGUGGCGGGGGUGGUGGGGGAGGGGGAGGCAGUCAGCCCCACGAACAUCGCUUCCCUCCCCUGCAUUCGCAGAGCUAUUGGCACCACUCCCAGCAACGAACUAGGACCAGUCCCGAGUAUUCGUCACAGUCAUCAGGUGGAGGGGGGAACCAACGCAGAGGAGGAGGUGGUGGGGAGGGUGGUCAAGGAGCUCCCUCCCUUCCGCACCUCAGCCGCAACUAUAGCCAGCCAUCUGGUAGCAACAGCAACCGUUCCCGGUACUACAGCAAUGGCAACCAUUACUACAACCACCGCGGCAACCGGGGAGGCCGCGGCAACAGGGACCCCAGCCAGUAGCAUUUCCAAUCUUGAGAGUUUACAGUCUUUAGCAUUUCUCUUUCAAAUUGUAUGCAAAUGUAUAACAAAAUGCUUGAUUUGCAUUGAUGAGGUUGCUCUUCUAUAAGAAUACCGAUAGUUUUUUAUUAAAACUGUUUGAACAAACAUUAUGCUGACUUCAGUUAAUGUUUUAUUGUGAUAAUAAUUAUUCUUUAUGAAGGUUGUUAACGGAAGGAAACGUUUAGAAAAUGUUCGUUCAAUACUGAAACACAAACUGGCUUUCACCGAAAUACGUGAAGUAUAAAGGCUGUGAUACGCCUGAAAGGCACAAGAAAUACAUACAACAAAAUUAAUAACCUUUCCCGUCCAAUUCUAUUAUCUAAUUGAUUUUGUUGAAUCUACAUUUGGGUGAAUAAAACAAGCCAGUAAGUAGUAAACUGAAAGUCGGAUUCAGAUAUGACCCAUUAUUGAUUUUAAAUAUCCAAACAAUUAUUUUAGUAGCACAUAUAUUGUGUCCUAGCAUUUUAUAAGUAGUUACUUGUAUAAGCUUUUCUAGUAGAACGCAGUAAAGUUAGUUGGCCUGUUUCAUUGUACUCAAGUCUUUUGCCUCUGCAUAAAUCAGUGUUGCCACAUAAAGAUUAUUAUAAAGUGCCAAGCUUUUGACAUAUGUAUGACAUUUUAAUUUUUGUAAACGUUAUUUAUAGAAUGUUCAAACAAAUUAACACAAACUCAUAAUCAAUUCAAACAAUUGAAAUACUUUUAACAUAUAUAUCUUGUUAUACAUUAGUCCAAAAAAGGAAGAAAAAUUAUCAUUAAUUCGUUGUAUGGAAAAUGUUACUAAAAAUAUGAUAAUGCAUGGUUUCAAUCACAAAUAAGUUUGUUCAAGUUCCUUUUAAGAUAAGUUGUUAAAUGUAGCCUUAGUUUUAUGGAGAUAUUAACUUAAUGCUUUCAUGUUUUUACUCAAGACUGUUUUUCAUGCAAAAAAGGAAGCUGUUCUUAAAUAACAUUGUCUUUUUUACUGUUGUAUUCUUUUUUCUAUAAAAAAAACACUACAAAACAAAAACUCCACAUUUUGUGGUAUAUUAUAUUACAAAAUUAACAAAUCUGCCCCUUAGAAAGGCAGUAAAAGUAUGAAGAGAAAUAUGCAAAGUUAUUAAAAUGUAUUUUUAAACACAAAGAGAAAAGUAAUAUGCAAAAUUAUUAAAAUGUAUUUUCAAACAUGAAGAGAAAAGUAUUGAGGAUUUAUUUUUAGUCAAUAAAAUAACUGAAGAAUUAUUACAUAGUAAUUUUAAGAAUUUAAAUACCACUAAAUUACUGUCAUUUUGAGAUAUUGCCAGGAUUUUUAAGACUGAUACAAUAAAUAUUAAAGUUAUUUUCGAUCUCAGUUUCAAUAGUUGGGUGAAAGCACAAAAUUAAAAAAUUAUGUGAACGUGAAUUCUGAUCUCCAAUUUACUGGUUGUGAAGUUACAUUUUGACAUUUUUGUUACCAUUACAGAGCAUCUGCUGGUUUUAGAUUAAGAGUUUGGUUACUUAGACUGCCUUUCUUGGAAGUAAAGUGUUUGUUCACACAAAACGUUUUAUGGUGCAUAGCCAAACUUAUUUUAGCUCGGUUAUUUAUAUGAAAACUAUAUAAUAAAAUAAUAUUAUAAACA
This is a messenger RNA of Homalodisca vitripennis (glassy-winged sharpshooter), 2936 nucleotides long. RefSeq names its product keratin, type I cytoskeletal 9-like. The transcript has 8 exons. The record is from RefSeq and is a predicted model, not a curated record. Bases 220 to 1305 code for a protein of 361 amino acids. NCBI's taxonomy places the organism in Eukaryota, Metazoa, Arthropoda, Insecta, Hemiptera, Cicadellidae.